Symbiodinium sp. CCMP2592 is the source of this 2697-nucleotide messenger RNA. The record is from the annotation of a GenBank genome assembly. NCBI's taxonomy places the organism in Eukaryota, Dinophyceae, Suessiales, Symbiodiniaceae.
AUGUCGCUGCUCCCUAACGCUGGCCUUGCAGCCGGCGUGGCCAGGGCCGGGGCGGCUCGUGAAGACGUGUCCUUAGCCAGCCGAAGUCCCGAUAGAGGAGCCAUCGCCAGACUGCCAGCGUCCGCUCCGACCCCUUGUGCUGCAGCAGCUGAGCCGAAGGCACUUGCUCGGGCUCCGGUGCCGCCGCACCCGAUACCAGAAGGGACCCGAGGUGCCGGUGCCGCAAAAGUGGAGGAAGUGGAAAGGAAGCCGAGGAGUGCCUUCAAGCUCUCGCAGUUGGAGGAGAUGUUCAAAAGCAGCGCGUACAUCAACAACGUGUACUGCAUCGCCAAGGACCAGGCGGGCUGCAGGAUGCUACAGCACAAGCUCGAUGAGGGCGGUCCUGACGUGUUCGCGGCCGUCUUCAGUGAGGUUGUGACACAUGCAGUUGAGCUCAUGAUGGAUCCCUUCGGGAACUACCUCUGCCAGAAGCUCAUGGAGAUGUCCAGCGCGCGACAGCUCGAGGUGCUGCUAGACAAGACCUAUGGCAGCCUUGUGAACAUCUCCUUGAACAUGCACGGAGCCAGAGCCGUGCAGAAGCUGAUUGACGUGGUCCGAAUGGUGCCUGUCUGCAUGACACGGCUCGUGGGGGCCCUUGAUUUCGCCGUCGUCACGCUCACGAAGGACCCGAAUGGGAACCACGUGGUACAAAGAUGCCUCGAAUCACUCCCGAGCGAUGCCCACGGCUUCAUCUUCAGGGCAGUGGCAAAAGACAUCGAAGACGUGGCUUCGCACCGGCACGGCUGCAGGAUAGUUCAAAGAUGCAUCGAUGCUGCAAAGGGCAGCGAUCGAACAAUGUUGAUAGGUGCCAUAUGCAGGGCUUCCUUGACGUUGAUCCAGGAUCCCUUCGGCAACUACGUGGUGCAGUACGUGCUCGGCCUCCAAGAUCCGCAGGCCAGCACCUUGAUCGUGACUGCCAUGACGGGGCGCCUGAAUGUGCUCUCGCGUCAGAAGUUCAGCUCAAACGUGGUUGAACGAUGCCUCCAGCUUGCGAGUGCCGAGGACAGGGCUCGGAUGAUCACCGAGCUGGCGGAUCCUCGAGGGCUAGGAGAGCUUCUUCGAGACAUCUACGGGAACUAUGUUGUUCAAAGCGCUUUGAACAUUGCCGUGGAACCUCAGAUAUCAGCUGUUCUAGCUGCCGUUCGCCCUCUGCUGCCGUCGCUCCGCUCCAGUGGUCAGGGGAGGCGGAUUGCACAGAAGCUGGAGAAGAAGUUCCCACAACUUCGGGAGCGAGGCCCCAACAGUGAGGCUGGGAGCGUUGGGGAGUGGUGGGGAGGGUCUGUGCAAGUGGGCCCACUGGAUGCACCAGACGCGCUAGAAGGAACUUUGUCAACGGAGCACCAGCUGCUCUCAGCUGUCAGGCUGGAGGCGGUGCAGGUGGAGGAGGUGAUGCAGCGCCUUGGCCGCCUGCCGCCCAAGGCGGCCUGGACGCGCCAGGCCGAGACCAGCCAAAAUCACAACAGGGCCCUCGCAAGCCAGAGCUCGCCUUCUUGUCCCUCUCCUCCGAUCCUCCGGUACCGGCGGACUAUAGUCUUCGUCUUCGUUUGUCGUGGCGGAGGCGCGUACCUGGUUCCCGGCGCCGUUACGCCUGGCAUCCUGAAUGCCGCGGGGAUAGGUGCUUUCUGCUCGCUCGUUGUGACUACCUUGCUGUGCCCCUUGCAUUGCGCAUUGCAAGUGGAGUUCCAUCCUGGCCAGCCGCAGCAUUGGCUGAACCGUAGUGUCACAGGCAUUCCCACUGGGGCACACAAACUCCGAGCUCUAUCUAUGCCGCAAAAAGACCAACGGAGCCGUCGAAGUCUCCUUCUGUCACGCAACGGACUCAUUCUGCAAAGACCAGGCGCAAAGCAAGCUAAUCCACGCUGCAGAUCUGAGUAUUUUGCCAUGCCGCUAACGCUGUAUUACUACACGGGCUGGGACCAUUGUCAGCUGCAUGGAUGUCCGAAAGGAGAGUCCAUUUGGCGAGAUUUUCCAUUCAAGGAUGUGCCAGGCAAGCCCUCUGUGAAGCAGCUGCAGAUUGAGGCCGACGGCAUAGAGUUCGUCAUUUGCGAUCUGAAGAAGCAAAGCUGGGACAAUCCCCCCGACUGGUAUGGCAAGAAGAACUACUUGAUCGCCGAGUCCGGCGAAUACUCCUUGAGGCAUGGGCACCUGAGGAGGAUCCGGGAGAGCAAGGUGAUGGUGGUGACGGACUUGGACCACACGCUUGUUGGUCAUGAGCGGGACCCAGAGAACAAGCUUUUGGAGGAGUUCAGGAACCUCUGGCUGGGCGAAUAUGCCCUGAACGGUUCAGCCCUGGCUUACUCCACGGGUCGGAGCAAGAGCAUGGCUCUCGAUGUGGCGCAAGAGCGCCAACUGAUACGACCCGAUCUUCUGAUAUGCGGUGUUGGAACAGAGGUGUACACGGUCCCAUCCCGUCUACCCAUCCUUGGUUGGUGGGAGGAUCGUGACAGCCUGGAGCUAAUGCCUGAGUGGAAGAGCAAGAUGCUCAAUGGCUUCAAUCGUGCUACCGUCGAGGAACUGUUGACCUCGCGGUUCCAAAAGUUCGAGCUGCGGGGCACUCCGGUGGACGAUCCAUACCGCAUACCGACAGCCUACCAGAUGGACGAGGCCUUCGAUGACUCGAAGAAGCUGCUGCAGGAAGCUCUCGGCUCCAGCUACCAG